AUGGCCACAUCGCAGUGCACGAAUCCGGGGAGACUUUUCACCAAGCCGAGCCCGGACCCAAAACACUCCGAGCCAUGGAAACAGCACAUCCUCAGGCAGCUGAAAUAUCGCGAUAAGGCUCAGAAGAUCGCCUUCCAAGAUGUGAUACGAUCAUAUGUCAACCUGCUCGAGCGCUGCGCGCAGCGUGCAUUAAUCACUCAAAACCUGCUCUCUCCGCCGAGAUCGUUUUCCUCAUCUGAGGACUUGCCAUCUCUGAAGACAGCCACUGGGGAGCUUGCUUACAAAGUAGUGGAGCUGCAACAAGAGAUAAAAAUCAAGGAUUCUUUUCUUGAAAGGCAACAUGCCAGGUUGCUUGAUACUCAGAACAGCCUCAUGGCUGUGGAAUUAGAGAAAGACAGAGUUCAGUCUGAUGUGAAGAAGAUGACCGAUAACAACUUGCUCCUCAAGAGUAACUAUGAUACUCUGCAUGAGAGCUAUCAGCACUUGGAUAAAGUUUACAGGAAGGAGAAACUCCAUGGCUCAGAUGUUCUGGAGGACAUGAUUCACUUGAAAGAACAGGCUGCUGCACGCAUGAACCACCGCAAUGAGAGGAGACUGAGAGCCAGGCAAUUUGGUCUUCAUAAGGAACUUGAGGUGGCUUCCAGUGAAAGUUUGAACAUUGACAAAGUUCCCAAAAGUGUGUCAUUACCAUCAUCACCAUUACUUCGCAGGAAUGAAAGUGCAGAGAAUUUGGACAGUAGCCAUUUACGAGCUUUCAGGUCAGCUUCGGUUGCUUCUCCUCGGAUUCUUGGUUCAAUCAGAGGUCUGUUUGAUAAGAAGAGGCGAGGUAAUUCAGUUAGCAGUUUGGAAGAGGAUCUCUAUACUCCUCUAGGAGUUUGCUUAGUAGCUAGAGUCCCAACCAAAGUCAUUCAUGCAGUGGAUGCUCAUGAGCUUGGAAUCAAUGCAGUGAGAUUCAGCCCGAGGUCAAAUCUGCUGGCCACAGGAGGCACAGACAGAGUGAUCAAGCUGUGGGACAUCAGCUCAGGGAUGCUGCACUACAGAGGGACACUAGAUGGGAGUAAUGAGGGCAUCACCAGCAUUGAGUUUGACUCUACGGGCAACCGGAUUUUAGCUGGAUCGUAUGACAACUCAGCUAUUAUUUGGCGGCUGGAUGAAUCUGUUCCAAAGUUUAUACUGACAGGUCAUUCUCGCAAGGUCACAGCAGCAAGGUUUAAGUGCAACCUAAAGCAGGUGGUGACUGGGAGUGGAGACAGGACUGUAAAAAUUUGGGACCUGCAACGUGCUGCCUGUAUACAAACCAUUGAGGUAUUGUCCUACUGUAGUGACAUAGUGUGCUCAGAGUAUUACAUAAUCAGUGGCCAUUUUGACAGAAAAAUACGCUUCUGGGACAGCAGGGCAUCGAGCUGCACUCAGGAGGUUCCCCUACAGGGCAGGGUGACAUCACUUGACAUCUCACCCAACUACAGAGAGUUACUAAGUUGCUCGAGAGAUGACAGCCUGCAACUGGUGGAUCUGAGAAUGAGCAAUACCAGAAUGACCUUCCGGGCAGAAGGUUUCAAAUGUGGAAGUGACAGCACCAAGGCUAUCUUCAGUCCAGAUGGAAGUUACCUGGCAGCUGGCUCUGCAGAUGGUGGUGUGUACAUCUGGAACAUUAGCACAGGCAACCUAGAAACACGACUACAACCCAUGCACAGAACUUCAGUUAAUGCAGUGGCUUGGUCAAUGUCGGGCGAGUAUAUGGUGAGUGUUGAUAAAAGCCGAUGUGCCAUUCUGUGGAGUGACAUCUGAAACUGGAUUAAAGUGUCUGUACUCUCUGCUGCUGAAUUACACACCAGCGUCAAUAACAUCCACACAUCCAUGUUCAGCAUGUGAGGAACACCUUGUUCUAUACACCAAAGCUGUUAUUAAAAGAGCUUCAAUGUUUCCAUUGCUCAUAGAACCAAAGCUCCACAAGCAGGUGAAAUUUCUUUUGGUCUGGCUUUAUAAAGCAGUCCAGAUUGAUUAGAUGCCUUGAUUUUUUUUUUAACGCAUGAAGCCAUUUAUUAGUUGACAUUUGAAAUGUGUGCCUUACGUAUGUCAAACAUUCACUCAAGCAUAUUGUCUUAAAGAUUGAAAGCCUGGUGACAAAAAUACACAGACACACAGCAGGAAAUUAGGUAUCUGUGAUGGUUGGUAUCAUUCAGUAAUAUGAUCUGUUUGAGUAUAUAUAAAUUAGCUAAUUAUAUUUCACAGUGUAAAUAUAGAUUUUGUACAGUAUGUCUAUUUUGUAAUGUAUAUGUUUCUUUUGUGCAGUAUAAAAAUACACCAAUUUUGUAUCUGUACCUGAUUUGUGCUACAAUGCUUCUUCAACCACUCUGAGGGGUCCCAUUUACCUAACCUCAUUUAUUUUACAUUCUCAUUUUUUAAAGACAUCUAGUUAAGUUUUUACAAGGGAGUGUAUAGAUUUGUUUACAUUCUAAUUUUCAACCCAACUGUACUGACUGUUAUGGUUUAUAUACUGAUUACUAGAUAAAUAAAUGUCUUUCCAUUAUUCUUACCAG
Hemibagrus wyckioides is the source of this 2540-nucleotide messenger RNA. Its product is annotated as protein Atg16l2-like. Bases 1 to 1788 code for a protein of 595 amino acids. The transcript has 18 exons. NCBI's taxonomy places the organism in Eukaryota, Metazoa, Chordata, Actinopteri, Siluriformes, Bagridae. Gene Ontology annotation, cellular component: autophagosome membrane. Gene Ontology annotation, molecular function: protein binding. The record is from RefSeq and is a predicted model, not a curated record. Gene Ontology annotation, biological process: negative stranded viral RNA replication; autophagosome assembly.